Molecule: messenger RNA, 902 nt
Organism: Manis pentadactyla (Chinese pangolin)
Lineage: Eukaryota; Metazoa; Chordata; Mammalia; Pholidota; Manidae
Gene: C4H1orf146
Product: chromosome 4 C1orf146 homolog
Exons: 7
Coding region: 232-777 (181 amino acids)
Biological process (GO): synaptonemal complex assembly; reciprocal meiotic recombination
Cellular component (GO): chromosome
Source: RefSeq, a predicted model, not a curated record
CUGGGAUUGAGCCGCCAGACUUCGCGCGGCCUCUGCGCCCCCAGCUGCGUUUCUCGCUGCUCGCGGAAGGUUCAGGACGUUUGGGGGCAGCUGGCAGGCCUUCUGAUCUGGAAGUGUCCCCUUCCUAAGGGGCAGAGAAGGGGUCUUUUGGAUGGAUUACCUCACUCAUGCUGACCAGAUAAUUCCAGAUUGUGGCACCUUUAGAAACUGGGUUGAUCCAAAGACAGACAGAUGGCUGAAAGUGGUGGAAAAGAAAAGUUGAAAUGGACAACCACCAUUAUUAUUAGUUCAUCUCUUAAGAGUUACGAAGUUGCGACUGCCCUAGAAAAUCAAAGCCACAAGAUUCGGUAUUCAGAUUCAGUGGAAAAUGGAUCAAUUAUAUUUUCUCUUUCUGGAGUUGCAUUUUUAUUGAUGGAUGCUAAAGAAUGCUUUAUGUCCGCUGAAGAAAUAUUUCUAGCCAAAAUUGAGAAGUUUGUUAACAUUCACCAAAAUAGUUUUUUGGUUCUGUCUGCUGCCUUCCAUGGGCCUGAGGAAUGGAAACUGAUGUUUAGGAUUCAGCAGAGAUUCCUGGGUAGUAACUUACGGAUACUUCCAGUACACAACCCAGUAAAUGCUAUAAAUCUUAUUUGUACUAUAGCUAAGAUUACCUCCAAACCAAACAUAGACGGCAUCUGCUACAGAAUGAUAACAACUAAAGCUUACAUCAUUGAGCAAAGUCCUGUUUGGAAGACACUUCAAAAGAUAAAACUGAGUAGUGAUUCAUUUAACCCAACUUAGAGUACCAAUUAUAAAUGUUCUUUUGGAAAAAUAUAUAAGUUAGACUGGUUUAUAUAAUGUUCGAAUAUUUAUUUACUUAAAAGAUUUUUAAAAAUUUAAAAUAAAAUAUAUACAAUUAAAAGUGA